AUGGCUGAGCAAAAGCACCGUCAUAUUGCUGAAACAGGGCUCACUCUUCUUCAUCAAAGUUCUGUUCCGACGACAUAUUGGACCUAUGCCUUUGCUACUGUUGUGUAUCUGAUCAAUCGCAUGCCAAUUCCAAUUCUCGACCAUGCCUCGCCCUAUGCAACUCUGUUUCAGCAAUCGCUAAACUACCUGAAGCUCGGUAUCUUCGGUAGUCUUUUCUUCCCCUGGCUCCGACCGUAUGCAGCUCACAAGCUCGACAACCGCUCAUUACCGUGUGUGUUUCUGGGAUACUCACUCACUCAGUGUGCGUAUCUAUGUCUUGAUGUCGCCACUGGAAGGAUCUAUACUUCCAGACAUGUUCAAUUCGUGGAAGAUGUGUUCCCGUUUGCUGUCAAAUAUGUUCUCAAAUCCGAUGCUGUUCAAACAGAACCACCACCGCUCUUUCUUCCGCCGACCCCAAUUCCGAUGACCCAAGUGCCACUCAUAUCGACUCCCUCUCUGUCUGCCGCGCCUCCGGAAAUUGGUCCUCACCUCGAUUCACCGGUUACGGCAGAAUCGCCAUCUUUGUCGCUUGCGACAGAGAAUAGAUGUUCAGAAACUAAUUCCAUGGGCUCUGAAAGUGUUGCACAUGCCCAUGAACAGGUAAAUUCCCUAAAAUCAAACCACGGCCCACACCAAAGCCCAAACCAACCUAAUGUCUCAAACAGCCCAAACUCUGAUUCAUCUUCCUCCUCGUCCCAAACUGAAACUCCGUCAUCGCUUCCCUCACCGACAUCUUCUUCUACAGCCACACCACCUCCAUCCCCACCACAAAAUGUCCACCAUAUGACAACCCGUGCCAAGAACAACAACACCAAACCAACCAAUCGCCUUACCCUUGCUGCUAUAACCACCAAAAAUCGACCCUUGAUACAAAACACUGUAAAUCAGGCUAUGCAAAAUGAGAAAUGGAGGAACGCCAUGGGUGCAGAGUACAAUGCUCAAUUACGGAACCAUACUUUUAGUCUGGUUCCUCCCUCACCUGAUCAAAAUUUCGUUGACACCAAAUGGAUUUACACGCUAAAGUAUCUCCCCAGUGGUCUUCUUGACAGGUACUUUGUCCGAGGAAGUCUAUGUUCAUCAGCCGCCUGGGUUAUUGACCAAGAUCGACCGCAUCAUGUUUGUCGCCUCCAAAAAGCUCUCUACGGUCUCAAGCAGACUCCAUGGGCCUGGUACCAAGAGUUGAAAAGCUUUCUCUGUGCCAAGGGGUUUGUUAAUUCUCUCGCUGACAUCUCUGUUUUUGUUCACAUCAACGGACAAGAGGUUUAUAAAUCGCUUGUCCCAAUUCAUGCAUCGGCCACCCGCCUUCUGGCCGGGCGAAUCGAAGUUCUCUUCCGGCCAACUGUCCACAAAGACCUGCAUUGGCAAGCGGCCAAACAUGUCUUACGGUAUCUCGCAGGUACCGCAUCUCAUUGCAUCUUUCUAUGCAGAGAUUCUCCGAUACAGUUUCAUGCCUUCUCCGACGCAGACUGGGCCGGCGAUACCGACGAAUUUGUCUCCACUAAUGCAUACAUCUUGUAUCCUGGCUCCACACCUAUCGCGUGGUCAUCCAAAAAGCAAAAAGGUGUUGCUCAGAGCUCUACCGAAGCAGAGUACAGAUCCGUGGCUAACACAGCAGCAGAGCCUACAUUCUAUAAAAGAUUUCUUCAGGCGACCAAAACCUUUGGGCCGGCUGUGCGUGAGAGUCACGACAUCGUGUCCUAUGUUGUAGACGGCUUUAGGAGAAGAAGUGUCGCAGAACUCGUAUUCCAAAGAUCCAGAGACUUGAGUGACGUCGUUCAUGUUGUGAUCGUACGCGAAGACCAGAGAAUCUCCCACGUGGAAUUUCUUACGCUUAGCCCUAUCGUAAUAGACGUCGUCCUUUGCUGUCCAUCCAUCGGAGUCUCCAACUUUCUAGAUCGUCACGGAGCUGCAGCCAAAGAGAACCGUCAAUCUGUCAUCAUCACCGUCAUCAGCCAAAUAGCAGCAUCGAAGGAAACCUUAAAAAUUGUGCAUGAUAUUGAUCAUCAAAAACAUUUGGUAACUCUUUUGCUCUGA
Messenger RNA from Microthlaspi erraticum, 2073 nucleotides. NCBI's taxonomy places the organism in Eukaryota, Viridiplantae, Streptophyta, Magnoliopsida, Brassicales, Brassicaceae. The record is from the annotation of a GenBank genome assembly.